Molecule: messenger RNA, 479 nt
Organism: Alternaria alternata
Lineage: Eukaryota; Fungi; Ascomycota; Dothideomycetes; Pleosporales; Pleosporaceae
Product: vacuolar protein sorting 55
Exons: 3
Coding region: 96-479 (127 amino acids)
Biological process (GO): late endosome to vacuole transport via multivesicular body sorting pathway
Cellular component (GO): Vps55/Vps68 complex; endosome
Source: RefSeq, a predicted model, not a curated record
CUCGCAUCUUCGCCGGACCGAGGAUCCAACCAGGGACACGUCGGCGCAACCCCGUGCACUAUACCAACGCGACCUUUCUGCCUUACGACUCCACCAUGGCCGGCAUCAAGACCAUCAUAGGCCUGUCCUUUGUCCUGGCCAUAGGCUUUCUCCUUGUCAUUCUCUCCGCCGCGCUCUUCAAGAACUACCUCACGCUUCUCGUUGUCGCAACCUACGUGAUCGCGCCCCUACCCAACUGGCUCUGUGGACGAGCAGCGAACCGCGAUGACUUUAUGGAGAGCACCGGCAACGGCGUCGUCGACUUUGGAAGGUUCCUGACGGGCUUCUUUGUCGUCAUGGGUAUUGCCCUUCCAACACUGCUGUGGCAUUCGGCAGAAAUCGCGGGCGGCGCGGCGGCCAUGUCCAUCUUUGGCGGUCUGUUGAUAUACGCAACCAUCAUCAGCUUUACGCUCUUCUUCCAGGAGCAAGAAGACUUCUGA